Messenger RNA from Cladophialophora bantiana CBS 173.52, 2058 nucleotides. RefSeq lists its product as uncharacterized. Gene Ontology annotation, biological process: positive regulation of transcription by RNA polymerase II. The record is from RefSeq and is a predicted model, not a curated record. Gene Ontology annotation, cellular component: nucleus. NCBI's taxonomy places the organism in Eukaryota, Fungi, Ascomycota, Eurotiomycetes, Chaetothyriales, Herpotrichiellaceae. Gene Ontology annotation, molecular function: DNA-binding transcription factor activity; transcription cis-regulatory region binding. The transcript has 3 exons. Bases 1 to 2058 code for a protein of 685 amino acids.
AUGGAGGCUUCAGACCUCGACCAUCCACGAGAACAGGAACAGGGAGGGAUCCGCCCGAAGAGCAUCAAUGAUGUGGACCCCAUCACAGGUCGGAGCAAGCGCAAGGCAAGAAGGACUGGCGAGCGGUGUAUCCGCAGCAGGACUGGCAUCAGGUUUCGGCAUGGGUCUAGUGCCAGAUACGAUACCAAGGGAUUCUCGACAAACCAGACUUGGUUGAAACCGAAAAGGGCACUUGAAUUAAAAUACAUUGACGAGACUGCCGAGUUGACAGCAAUCUAUGACCAGGAUGCAGAAUUCGAGCAUGCCGAAGACCUGGAGGGUGAAGAUGAGGUCGAGCCCGGGCCGGCUUCAUCUCUAGGGGAUGGAGAGGGAGGCGAUGAUGCAGUUGACCUUCCUGACACAGCCACGCAUUCAUACCACCAAGAUAAAGGCACAACGGAUUUCACCAAUUCAGGGACAGGGACGGGAGACGCUUCGAAUGCCGGGGUCAGUGCAUGGCCGUCACAAACAGGCAAACAAUCCAUCCUCGAAAAUGCCGCUGAGUCGACUACUGGACCUUCGCCCCUUUACAUACGCAGCCAUUGGGGUGCCCAGAGUUCAAUCCCUUACUCCUCCCCUGUUCAGACCAGGCCCGAAGACUUUGAGCCGCCGAGCUCGCCGCUGUUCACGGGCCUGGUGAAAAAGCCAUCGAGGUCAUCGACCCAAUCAAUACACACGGUACAGGAGGUGAUUCUUCUUCGCUAUUUCGUGGACCAUCUGGCUCGGUGGUUCGAUCUCUGUGACCCAGAGAAACACUUCGAAUUCAUCGUCCCUCACCGUGCGCGCUGGUGUCCGCCACUCCGAAACGCCAUGCUUGCCGCUGCAGCGCGCCACCUCACCCGCGUUCGCCAUUCAAAGCUAGGCCCGGAGAAUGUCUAUUACCUCGACGGCCAGCCGGUUCCUGACCUGACCGAAGAAACGGCCUUGCACUACCACAGCGAAUGUAUAAAAGACCUGCUCAAGCGAAGCCUCGACCCAGAACAGACAAGAGACGAGAACCUCCUGGCGGCAGCCAUCAUCCUCCGGUUUUACGAGGAGAUCGACUCGCCCCUCCGCGCCGACGAGGAACGAGACAGCGAGCUCUUCCUUCGUGUCAUGAACGUCUUUAUCGAUGCACAAAUUCCCUCGGUCCCGCUUGUCCCCCAUAGUUCACCGGUCAUCAACGGGCCCAAGGUCGGCCCGAUUGCGAGAUACAAUACCGUGCCAUCUCCAGAAGCGGUGCACUCCCCUAUUGUCCCCGCAGUCGCAUCGCCCUCGCAGAACUUGGGUAGUUCAGUUGAUGGCCAGUCGAGGUGGCGAGCAGACGGUCUCUGUCAAGCCAGUUUCUGGGUGGCAUUUCGCCAGGAGAUAUAUUCGGCCUUCCUGAAACAACGGCCUUUUAACCACGAUCUCUCGCGCUGCGAGGCGUUUCGAUCCUUCUCACCAGCCGAAGACGCCGUGUGGGCCGACAGGUUGAUCAUUUUCUGCGCGGACGUCCUCGAAUUCUGUUAUGGGAACAGUAACUCGAGCACGCGCCUAGACACAAACCUCUCCACCACGGACAACUGGCUCUCCCUCAAGCAGUACGAGGAAAUGUGGCCGGAAGUACUCCCGGCCUCCUUCGAACCCAUUUACUACCGCGACCCGGACAGGUCGAAGGGAGAGGUAUUCCCCGAGGUCUGCUAUUUGGCCGACUGUCACGUCACCGGCGUGCAGCACGUUGAACUGGCCAAGAUCCUGCUGGCCGUGUACGAUCCUACGCGACCGAAGCUUGGGCCCGGCCACGUCGCCAGCAUGAAAGCAUUGAGCCGGGAGUUGAGGACGAUCGUGCUGCGUCUUUGUGGAAUCGCCAUGAGCAACCGCAAGACGCCGCCGGGCCUGGUGACGGCACUGUUGGGCAUAGUGGUGUGCGGAGAUCACUUCGAGGACAGAAUGGAACAAGAUGCUCUGUUUGGCAUACUGGAUGAGCUGGAAGGGACGCACGCUUGGCCGAUCGGCAACACGAGGAAUCUGCUGAGGGACGCUUGGGGAAGGCCCUGA